Aethina tumida (small hive beetle) is the source of this 2305-nucleotide messenger RNA. RefSeq names its product transmembrane protein 87A. NCBI's taxonomy places the organism in Eukaryota, Metazoa, Arthropoda, Insecta, Coleoptera, Nitidulidae. The record is from RefSeq and is a predicted model, not a curated record. The coding region runs from base 237 to 1778 and encodes 513 amino acids. Gene Ontology annotation, cellular component: membrane; Golgi apparatus. The transcript has 8 exons. Gene Ontology annotation, biological process: retrograde transport, endosome to Golgi.
UUUGACAGCCGUCAUAACAGUAACGAUAAAUUUAUUGAACGUAUUACUCAUAUUGUUGUUGUCAAUGCCGUAAAAAAAUCGUAUAAAUUUUCCGUCAUUUUUUCCAUUUACUGCCCCCACAUUGCGUAUCGACCUUACGACGUCGACUCCAUGUGAGGUUAGGCUGACACAGUGACAGAUAUUGGGCGAUAAAAUAUGUGCAUUUAAAACAUCUAAUACGACGAUAAGGGUCCACGAUGGUCGGAUUUAGGUGCAUUUUCGGGUUGCUCCUUGCCGAUUUCGUUCUGCAAAUCAACGCACUCCCAGAACAAGGCAAAUGGGAUGAACUGUUAACUAUGAGCCGGAGCAAUAUCAUUUUUUCAAAGAGUUUGUAUAAGGAGGCACAAAUUUUCAUUCAAAUUAAUUGUGAAUCAAAAAGUGCUCAAGAACUAGGACAUCAGCCCAAUGUGGAUAUCCGAUUCUUCAUUCUGCAGUCAGUUUGUUGGGACAGUACAGAUGUAAGACAGAGUGCUCAAGAUGUGAUCUCGAAACCGACAGACAGACAGAACGUGUCGGUGGAGUUCCAGCUGGGUCACACCUAUACCUGUAACGAUCACAUCGUCCUAAACGGCACCGAUCUCGCCGCAGACGAGAAGUCGCUGCAUCCCGGCACUCAUCCCGUCUUCGUGACGCAACAUGACGGCGUUUACGUCUUCGGCAUGUCGGCCAACACCAACGCGUCAGACUUCACCAUGAGCGUGCACUUCGACUUUCGCAACACUUACGGCUACUUGUCGGCAUCGGACUGGCCGCUGCUCCCGUUCUACGGGUUCAUGUGCGGGUUCUACGUGAUCCUCGGUUUGAUUUGGCUGGCGUUGUCGUUCUUGCAGUGGCGAGAUCUGUUGCGCGUCCAAUUUUGGAUUGGCGGUGUCAUUCUCUUGGGAAUGUUGGAGAAGGCCACCUUCUACGCCGAGUAUCAGAGCAUCAAUAACACAGGAAGUAGAGUGCAAGGAGCCGUUCUGUUUGCGGAAUGGGUCUCUUGUGCGAAAAGAACACUGGCCAGGAUGCUGGUCAUCAUCGUGAGUCUCGGCUUCGGUAUCGUGAAACCUAGGUUGGGCUCAACCUUGCACCGGGUCGUUGGGGUCGGACUUCUCUAUUUCUUCCUUGCCGCCUCUGAAGCCUAUCUGCGAAUAAUCAAGACGAAGAACGAGAACGCUAGAGAUCUAUUAGUUGCUCAAGUCCCGUUGGCAGUUUUAGAUUCGGCAAUGUGUUGGUGGAUCUUCAGCGCUUUGGUCAACACCACCAGGACUUUGCGGUUGAGAAGGAACGAAACGAAAUUAGCCCUAUAUCGUCAUUUUACAAACACUUUAAUAUUUUCAGUUGUCGCUUCCGUGUUCUUCAUGUUGUACUGCAUCAAAGUUCAUCAUUACGUCAAAUGUUUGAAAGUGUGGAAGGAUAUGUGGAUUGAGGACGCUUUCUGGCACAUUCUUUUCUCGGCACUGCUUCUAGUAAUCAUGAUUCUCUGGCGCCCUACCAAUAACAAUCAACGAUACGCUUUUGUACCCCUUUUGGACAUGGGUGAUGACGAAGAAGAAGAAGAGAGACUAGUCAGUGAUGCGUAUGGUGUCAAGGUGAGAAUACACCAUCCUAAAACCACAACAGCUCCUCAAACCAGGAACAGCAUAGAAGACGAUUUGAAAUGGCUGGAGGAGAACGUGAAGAGCGAAUCGGCCCUUCCCAUUCUUGAUUCGGAUGAAGAAUUGGUCAACACAAGGUUUGAAGUGUCAAAGAUGCAGUAGACACGUGGAUAAACGCACUUUACCUCAUGUACCUCCUUUUUUAAUCUGGCAUUAAUACAUUAAGAUCAUUACAAACAGUUCUUUUUUGUAUUAGUUAUAGGUAUUGGGCUGUUUGUGAUUUUAGCACUAUUUUAACAAGAUUAGAAAGCGUGAGCAGAUAAUUGACAAGGUUACCCUUAUGAAUGGAACUGAGUGUGUGCCAUAAGUGUUUAUAUUCCCGGUGCAAAUGUGCUUUAUCGAAAAUAAAAAUAAUAAUUUAUAUUAUGUUAAGCAGCUCCGAACACCGUCUUUAGUUAAAUGUAAAUAAUUUACAAUUGUUACUAUAAUAUUUUGCGUAUUGUAUCAGUGUGACUGAAGGAUUUUUUUACUGUGAUAGUUCUGUAUUAACCCGUCUAUUGACUUAUAAUUUUUACAGCCGCUUUAUGUUUUAAUAAAUUACUUUUUCAAUCACAGUCAUUGUAAUAUUUAUGUUUAUUAUUAUCGGUCAACAUUUCCCUUACUUUUAAGAAAUAUAAUUGUUUAAAUUU